CCUCCUGGACCGGCCGCGGUUGUUUUAAGAAGGAUCGGAAGAAAGAAGCAAUUUUAUAAUUUUCUAAAAUGUCUUCCUUGAAGUCUACGGAACCAGGCCUUAGAAAUUAUAUCAGGCACUAUUCACUUCCAGAAGUUUACGAGGCCUUGCUUUCUGGGUUGUUGAUCUUAUGUCCUGAAGAUCCACUGAGAUUCUUGGAAGAGAAGAUCACGGAGUUAAGAAUAAAAGGAAUAUAUAGCUUAGAAUGGGAUAUGUUUGUGGAUGAAUCACUGAAGCCAAAAAUGAAACGGAUGAAUGGAUAUUUUAUUAGGAGCAUCUUUGACCUUGAUGGUGGAGACAUGGUGUCCAUGGAGUUAUAUGAAAAAGCGUAUACAUUUUACCAUGACCAUUUAAAGAGGAUGUGCUUUGAUGCUUGGGUGGAAUAUCAUUUACUGAAAAAAGCUCAAGAAGUGGAAAUGCAGAGGAAGAUGGAGUUUGCUAAACACCAUUUUAUUUCCAGAAAACUGAGGGUAAUACUACAUAGAUGGAAUGCAUGGACAGAAUUGCGAAAGAAGCAGCAGGCCUUGGCUGCAGAAAAGAUUCAACGUGUUUUUGACAUGGCUCUUCACAAGGUUAUUUUAAAAGCAUGGCGUGCAGAGGCCCAGGAGUGUAAAAAGACAAGGGAGUAUUUUGAGCGUUUAGAAAGAGGAGAGCUUGAAGAAUAUUUUGAUAUAUACUCCUCCCCUUCAGAUGAAGCCAAGGAUGAAAUUUCUCAGCUACCUCGACGGGCAGCAUUAAAGAUAUUUAGUCAUCUAGAUAUUGUUGAUCUUACAAAUUGUUCUGCUGUGUGUAGAUUCUGGAAGAUACUGACACAAAGCAGUACACUAUGGAGCAGGAUCAAUUUUUCUGUAGUGAAACACAAGAUUCAAGACAAAGUAGUUGCAAACAUUUUACGGAAGUACCGCCCCUAUCUAGUUCAUUUGAACUUACGUGGCUGUUCUUCACUCUUGUGGCCAAGUUUUAAGUGCAUCAGUGAAUGCAAGAACCUACAGGACUUAAAUCUGUCGGAAUGUACAUCUCUGACUGAUGGAGCCAUAAAAGUGAUUGUAGAAAACUGUUCGGCACUCCUGUACUUGAACCUGUCUUACACUGAUAUUACCAAUGGUACACUAAGGAUGCUGUCACGGUGCUGCCAGAAUUUACAGUAUCUGAGUCUUGCAUACUGCAGAAAAUUUACAGACAAGGGCUUACAGUACCUGUCCACAGGAAAAGGCUGCCAUAAGAUCAUCUACUUGGACCUCUCGGGCUGCAGUCAGAUCUCUGUGGAUGGCUUUCGCUUCAUAGCAGCUGGUUGUACUUGGCUUCAGCAUCUAGAAAUUAAUGAUAUGGUUACGCUCACUGACAGCUGCAUCAUAGCCUUAGCAGAAAAAUGCCUUCAUAUUCAGGCAGUAUCCCUUCUUGGAUCUCCUCAUCUUUCUGAUGCAGCUUUUAAAGCACUAGUUCAAGGAAGAAAGCUGAGUAAGGUCAAAAUUGAAGGUAAUAGCCGUAUGACUGAUGCAACUUUAAAGUUACUCAGCAAACACUGCCUCAGUCUGACCCAUGUCUAUAUUACUGAUUGCCCAAGACUUACGGAUAGCAGCCUAAAAGCACUCUCAGCACUGAAGACUAUUGUUGUUCUCAAUAUAGCAGACUGUGUAAGAGUCAGUGACCCUGGUAUUCGUCAUUUUCUGGAAGGGCCUUCAGGUUCAAAAGUCAGAGAACUGAACAUUACAAACUGUUUCCGUGUCAGUGAUAUUACCCUUCUGAGAAUAGCACAAAGAUGCCAUAGUCUGACAUACCUGCGCCUUUGUUACUGUGAAGCAAUGACAGAUGCUGGAUUUGAAGUCCUGGGAAAUUUGUCUUCACUUCUUUCCAUUGACCUUUCAGGAACCGGUAUUUCAGAUCAAAGUUUGGCAGUCAUUGGCAGCAACACUGGGAUAAAAGAACUUACAUUAUCAGAGUGUCCGGGAAUUACUGACAUGGGAAUACAAAAAUUCUGCACACAGGUGAAAGGACUGGAGCAUUUAGAUAUCUCCCAUUGUUUCUGCCUGACAAAUCAAUCUUUGAAGACACUUGCAUUCUGCUGUCACUUGCUUACUUCCCUGAACAUUGCUGGCUGUCCAAAGAUGACAGAUUUGAGCAUCCAGUAUUUAUCUGGGGUUUGCCACUAUCUUCAAUUCCUAGACAUCUCAGGAUGUACCCUACUUUCUGACAAAGCAGUUCGGUACCUGUUGAAAGGUUGCAAGCAGCUUCGAGUGCUCAAAAUGCUCUAUUGCAGGAAUAUUUCCAAGUAA
This is a messenger RNA of Protopterus annectens (West African lungfish), 2312 nucleotides long. It is a transcript of the gene FBXL13, whose product is annotated as F-box and leucine rich repeat protein 13. Gene Ontology annotation, molecular function: protein binding. The coding region runs from base 69 to 2312 and encodes 747 amino acids. The transcript is spliced from 20 exons. Gene Ontology annotation, biological process: SCF-dependent proteasomal ubiquitin-dependent protein catabolic process. Lineage: Eukaryota; Metazoa; Chordata; Ceratodontiformes; Protopteridae. The record is from RefSeq and is a predicted model, not a curated record. Gene Ontology annotation, cellular component: SCF ubiquitin ligase complex.